Molecule: messenger RNA, 3094 nt
Organism: Mesocricetus auratus (golden hamster)
Lineage: Eukaryota; Metazoa; Chordata; Mammalia; Rodentia; Cricetidae
Gene: Carhsp1
Product: calcium regulated heat stable protein 1
Exons: 4
Coding region: 160-603 (147 amino acids)
Biological process (GO): regulation of mRNA stability
Cellular component (GO): cytoplasm
Molecular function (GO): mRNA 3'-UTR binding
Source: RefSeq, a predicted model, not a curated record
AGCUGGCCCAGUCCCGCGUUCCGGGUCGCGCAUCCAUUGGCUGGAAGCCUCAGGGGCGUGGCUCAGUACCCCGCCCAGCUCCGUGGCCACGCCCACGCCCAGCUCUCUUGUAGUCAGAGCCCAGCAGCUGGACGAGUCGAACGUGUCGCCAGGUCAGCUAUGUCAUCUGAACCUCCCCCGCCGCCACAGCCCCCAACGCAUCAGAGUUCUGUCGGGCUAUUGGAUACUCCUCGGGCCCGGGAUCGUUCUCCAUCCCCGCUUCGGGGCAACGUGGUUCCUAGCCCUCUGCCCACCCGCAGGACAAGGACCUUCUCAGCGACGGUGCGGGCUUCACAGGGCCCUGUCUACAAAGGAGUCUGUAAAUGCUUCUGCCGGUCCAAGGGCCACGGCUUCAUCACCCCAGCUGAUGGUGGCCCUGACAUCUUCCUGCACAUCUCUGAUGUGGAAGGGGAGUAUGUUCCAGUGGAAGGCGACGAGGUCACCUAUAAGAUGUGCUCUAUCCCGCCCAAGAAUGAGAAACUGCAGGCUGUAGAGGUGGUCAUCACUCACCUGGCACCAGGCACCAAGCACGAGACCUGGUCCGGGCAUGUCAUCAGUUCCUAGGGACCUGCAAGAACCCCCCUUCUCCUGGGCUUGAGGGGGACUACGGGGGGAGGAGGAGCAGGACACCCUGGAUAUAACAUUCUACCACACGAGAUGGGGCCUCAAGGUGGGCAUGGCCCUUUUCAAGCAUUUCCUGGAAGAAGGGAGUUGUGGGCAGGCAGGGGGUGCUCUCAGCCACCAGCACAGCCUCUAGCCAUUUGCAAACAAGCUCUCACUGUCUGAAAACAUUAAAAGCAUUUGAAAAGGAGAGGGACCUGCGGUGGCUGAGUGGAGAGGGUGCAGCUCUAGCCCAGGGUGGGUGGGUAGGCCAAGCACACUAUUUCCCCAAAUGCCCCGCCCAUGUCAACCAAACCCAUAAGGACUCCUCCUGGAGCUAAAGACAACCACCUCCUUCCCCGAUCUGUUUGGCACCCUGAGGGAUGUCGCCACAGGCCCUAUGAGACUUUCCAUAACCCAAUGCCCCACUUAACUUGGGACCAGGUCAGACCCAUCUUCUGCUUGUCAGCCUGGCUAGUUCCAGGAAAGCUGGCUUACGUAUGUAGGGAACUUUCUAGGGGAUUUUGCCUCUUGGUGCCUUUGCAACAGGUAUGUCUCCAUCUUGUGGGAAAGACUCCAUCCCUUAGGAGCUCCUGCUCUAGCACAGCAGUCAGGGGCUCAGCUCUGACCCCACCCCUGGGAAUGCUGGUCUUUUCUACUUCCAGAUAUGAGGCUCCCUCCCUGUGGUAUUAAGCCUAUCAUUAGGCCAGUGCUGAAGAGAGCUGUGGGGUGAGGAGGAAGCCUCUGCAGGAAGACUUACAGAGGGGAAAGGUGGUGUUUUAUUUAAAAACAGAACCAGGCUGGUGCAUGCCUUGUAAUCUCUGCACUUGGGAGGUUGAACCAGAGUUCUAGGCCAGCCUAGGCUGUGAUCAUGUCUCAAAACAACAGCAACAAAAACCAAGGGCUGGGGAUGUAGUUCAGUGGAAGUGCACUUACCAGGCUUGUGUAGGGCUCUGGGUUCCACUACUAACAUAAACCCCAAAACUUUGACUCUGAUGGCCUUGUAAGGUUAAGAGUUGGAGAAAUAUACCUUUGAUGGGGAAGCAAGGUUUCUUUAAGACAUCUCUGACAAAUGCCUAAGCAGCCCCCCGCCCCCUUCAGUGCUGGGGGGAACCCAGGGCCUUGGAAAUGCCAGCAGGUACUGUACUGCCUGCCAGGUUUGUUUGUUUUUUGAGACAGGGUCUUGCUGUAUUGCUGCAUAGCCUAGGCUAGCUUCAAACUCUUAAUACCUUCAUGCCUUGGCUUAUUAAAUGGCUCAAACUCUCCCUCACAGCCCUCUGUUUGCCCCGCUUGUAGAACUGUAGAUUUGUAGGUGUUUCAAACGAACUGCUCCUUAGACUUGUUUUUGGUGGUUGGCUUUGGCUUUAGUUGUGAUUUAAAAAUAGAAGUAGUUGGGUAAUAGGUUUUUGAAAUCAAGUUGAGAUCUCUUGUCAGAACAGGGGUACCAAUGCUGCAGGGGUGACGUAGGGUUCCAGUGGUCCAGACCAGAGGUUUCUUUUAUGUGGAGAACACUGUUGACCUCGAUGUGUCUUAAUUUUGCAUGAGUGUGUGUGUUCACCUUAAGUGGACAAAGACUGGAGCUUUGAUUAUCAGGAACACAGCUCAGAGGGUAAAGUGUAUGGAGGAUUUGAGUUCAAUCCCCAGAGAAAGCCAGAUGUGGUGUGCAUACUUAGGUAGUCCAGAACUGGGGAGGCUAGGCCAGGCAGACACCUGGGGUUUGCAGGCUAGCCAGCCUAGCCUAUUUGGUGAGUUGGAGGUCAGUGAGAGACACCAUUAUUUAAGAGGGGCUAGCACCGAGGAUCGAAAACAGGUUGUCCUCAUGCAUUUGCACAAACAGAAAGAAGUGGCUAAGUGUGUGAUGGUCUUGUGCAGCUGGCUCACCUCCAUCACCCAGUUUGACAAUUUUGUUAUUGGGCUACUCGCAGAUGUUUUUGCUACUAGGUCAAAGGUGGCUUUUACCCCUCCAGGCUUGGCUGACUGCCCAUAGCCUCUCUUGGGGCCAAGGAACAGACUUCUAAAGCCACUUUGCUAGGACCCAGGAAGGCUCCCCGAGAUUGACACCCUUCUCUGUCACCCCACUGUCCCUAGCUAUCGGUACAGCUUUGCUUUCACUCGGUAUGGUUGACCUGCUAGUGGGCCCUGCCCACUGCUGAGCUGGCAGCCCAGUCCUGCUGGCAGGAUGGCCUCUGGAUUCCUUUGCCCCACAGGAUCCUUUGUAAAGGGCCUUUCCUGUGUGGCCACAUCACUUCAGCCUCUAGACUAUUCUGGAACUGCAGGUUAUUGGUGUUAUUGGAAAAGAUCUGCCUCUCUCCCCUCUCUUCAGAUGUGGAGUUUCAAUUUAUAGAUCAGGAGGGACCCAGUGCUAGUGACCCUGCAGGGUAGAACAGAUUCCCAAAUCUAGACUUUUGGCCCCAUCAACCAACUCUUUCACAAUAAAGUUUGUUUUGUGCAACAA